This is a messenger RNA of Cyclocybe aegerita, 735 nucleotides long. Lineage: Eukaryota; Fungi; Basidiomycota; Agaricomycetes; Agaricales; Hemipholiotaceae. The record is from the annotation of a GenBank genome assembly.
AUGAAGGAUCUCCUGGAUGCUGAGGCACGCACAGCGCAGCGCAGACAUUUAGUCAAAGAAGCCUCGAAAGGCUACUUCCAUGACAUGAACAUGACGCGAAAACACGGGGGUAAAACUUGGAUAGCACCCAAAGUUCUCAUUCGAGAGGAUAAAGCAUUAUAUCUCCCGAACAUAAAUGGGAAGAGCCUGCGCGACGGAGCCAAGAUGGACACUACAACAAUGCUCUAUGGCAAAAUAACCGUGCUUGCCAUGUUAGGAACUCAAAUAUCCGAAACACACGCCAAAAGCUUCGCCAAUAGUACAUACGCCCGGUAUUCGAGCAAUCCCCUCUUCCAAUAUGUCCAAAUCAACCUCCAAGAAAAUCUCCUCAAGUCCUUCCUCGUCAAACUCUUCUCCAACUCAUUACGCUCCUCAGUGCCGCUCGAGCUCCAGAAAAACUACCUGGUGUCGAGUCAAAAUAUGGAAUAUCUCCGCGACCCUCUGGGCAUGACAAAUAGCAAGGUCGGCUACGUAUAUCUCAUUGACGAGAACCUCAAAAUUAGAUGGGGAGGCUGCGCAGAUGCUACAUUGAGAGAGGCUCAAUCGCUCGAGAGCUGCACUGGGAUACUUAUCAACCGAUUGGAGGAGAAAGCCAGAUCCUCUGUAGAAGAGAAAGCCGGUGGCACAUCAGAGGAUUUGCCUGUGGAAGAUGCUUCGAUGUCAUCCACUGAGCAGCAGAAGACCCUCAAGUCUUAA